AUGAAACCUGGUAAAAAUAGCUAUAACAGAGAUUAUAAAUUCUAUUUCCAAAAAUAGGAAAAUCCAAAUUCAGAAGACAUUGCACUCUUUAAGAAUAUUGAAGUUUUAGCCAUUAAUGCCAGCCUCCUAUAGAUAAUUUUCUGUUUACAUUAGCACACCUUACUAUAUAUUUUUUUGGGGUUAAAAAAAGGGAAACCCAUCUGAUGUGGAGAACAAUUGGCAUUCUAAUAGUGGCAAAUUUGCAAGAACACCCAAGAAGAGUUAGAAAUGGUUAUUAAUUGUCACAAAUGGUUUUUCUCAAUAUUUUCACCUCCACAAAAAAGAGAGCCCAAUGAGAAAUCACCAUAAAGAUGCGCAACACAUGGCCAUUGAGCCACUGCAUGUAUCUAUAUCUGGCAAUAGUUUUAUAGGUGAGGAUUGAGGAACAAACAACUUUUUUUAAAAAAAAUUAUAUUUAUAUAAUAAAUGAAGAAAUUUUGAAUUGUUUUGUUUUAUAUGAAAAGUAAGCAACGUGGGUCCCAGAGGAGUGCCAGGUGGAGAACUGGGACCCAGAAAAGAGAGAGAUGUACUAGAGGACAAAAGGUGGACUCUUCAGCUGCUCUAAAAGUGGCAAACAAUCAUGCAGCACACUCCAAAUAGGAAACAGAAGCCAUGCAAACUUGCCGUUUCAGGCCUGCCUCUCAAUCGCCAUUUGGGGAACCAUAAAACGCUCUCUUUCACUUUCUCUCUCUAUAUCAAAUUCAGAAUCCCUUUUUAUCUUCUCCACUAUAUUUAGCAAAACCCCAAAUAAAGACCCUUCUCAUUUUUUGCUCUUAACAGAUGCGCAGGAGCAGAGAGAGGGCUCUCUGUUUUUAAACAGAGAGAAGGAAAAAAAAAAAGAAAAGGUUUUUAUAAGAUAGAAACUGAUUUUGUUUGGUGGGUUUUUUCAAUUUGGGUUUUUUGUUGUUGUUGUUGUUGUUGGGGUUUUUAGGAGGAGAUGGGUAGAGGAAAGAUUGAAAUCAAACGGAUCGAGAAUGCAAAUAGCAGGCAAGUUACCUUCUCAAAGAGACGUUCUGGGUUACUCAAAAAGGCUCAGGAACUCUCUAUUCUUUGUGAUGCUGAGGUUGCCGUUAUCAUCUUCUCCAACACUGGCAAGCUAUUCGAGUUCUCCAGUGCUGGCAUGAACAAAACACUUUCAAGAUACAACAAGAACCUAGAUGCUUCAGAGGCUGCUGUUGUAGAGUACAAGACAGAGAAGCAAGAUCUAAAAGAGGUGGAUGUUCUAAAGGACGAAAUUGCAAGGCUACAAGUGAAACAAUCAAGACUGGUGGGUAAAGACCUGACUGGCUUGAGCUUGAAGGAGUUGCAGCAUCUAGAGCAGCAAUUAACUGAAGGAUUACUAUCUGUAAAAGAGAAAAAGGAGCAAUUACUGAUGGAGCAACUAGAGCAAUCUCAAGUUCGGGAACAGCGGGCUUUGCUGGAGAAUGAGACUUUGCGCAGACAGGUUGAGGAACUUCAAGGUUUCUUCCCAUCAACUAAUGGCUCAGUUCCUACUUAUCUCGAGUACUAUCCAGCAAGGAAUUCGUUAUUGAACAUUGAUGUUACAACUCCGGAUGGGGCCUGCAAUCACACAAUGGAAAGAGAGGAUUCAGACACUACCUUGCAAUUGGGGCUACCAAAUGAAGUUUAUCGGAAAAGGAAGCAGCCAGAGACAGAAAGCCACUCCAAUGAUUCGGAGAGCCAAGUGGGCCUGCUGUGAUCAUUUUCCUUAUGGUCUUCUCUUCUCCCUUUUGAUAGAAAUGGUAGAAGUUAGAACUGAAAUGAGUAUUCUACAUCGUGUCUAUUUUAGUGUUCUUGUAUGAUCAGUAUAGCCUUCCUUUUUCGACGCUAUUAUCGUAAGUACUCUGUAUAUUCAUUGCAACUUC
Molecule: messenger RNA, 1904 nt
Organism: Tripterygium wilfordii
Lineage: Eukaryota; Viridiplantae; Streptophyta; Magnoliopsida; Celastrales; Celastraceae
Product: agamous-like MADS-box protein AGL15
Exons: 8
Coding region: 977-1738 (253 amino acids)
Biological process (GO): positive regulation of transcription by RNA polymerase II
Cellular component (GO): nucleus
Molecular function (GO): DNA-binding transcription factor activity, RNA polymerase II-specific; protein dimerization activity; RNA polymerase II cis-regulatory region sequence-specific DNA binding
Source: RefSeq, a predicted model, not a curated record